Lasiosphaeria miniovina is the source of this 2058-nucleotide messenger RNA. RefSeq lists its product as uncharacterized. Gene Ontology annotation, cellular component: Golgi to plasma membrane transport vesicle; cell tip. The transcript has a single exon. Gene Ontology annotation, biological process: exocytosis. Bases 1 to 2058 code for a protein of 685 amino acids. Gene Ontology annotation, molecular function: guanyl-nucleotide exchange factor activity. The record is from RefSeq and is a predicted model, not a curated record. Lineage: Eukaryota; Fungi; Ascomycota; Sordariomycetes; Sordariales; Lasiosphaeriaceae.
AUGCCGUCUAACGGGCGCUCGGCUUUCGGUCACAACCGAUCCUUGUCCAGCAUCCUCAGAUCCGCCUCGCCGAAGCCCUCCCAGACGCAAUCCAAGCCGGCGUCACCCUCGGAUUCUCCCUCCAUGACGGCCGACACCUUCGCAAACCCCUCAACCCCGCUCCACCAGCGGGCCUUCUCUUCCCAGUCCUUGGACGACGAUAAUGAUUUGAGCACCAUCCCAGACCCCAGAAGCCGGGCUAUGAGCCCUGCCAAUGCACAUGCGAUGGCCUCUCCGCACCACCCAGACCUCGACCAAGAGGUUGCGACGCUGAGCACGAAGCUCAUCAACGCCAUCAAUCACCAGACUACAUUGGACGACAACCUAUCCGCUACCAGGGCCGAACUAGAGAACUCGCGCGACAAGAUACGGCAGCUCGAGCGCGUUAUCGAGGAUCAGAGAGAAAUGCUUGCUGGGGACGUGUGGGUGAGGCGCAAGACUGUCGAGGUGGAGAAGACAACGUUGCUUACUCGAGUUGCCGAAGAGAAGGCAGCACGUCUCGACAUGGAGGACCAGAAGAAGAAAAUCGAGCAAGAGCUUGAGAACCUCACGGCGGCGUUAUUUGAGGAAGCAAACAAUAUGGUUAUCACAGCCAAGGAGGAAGCCCGGGCCGAGCAAGAGGUAUUGCACCGCAAGAAUGACCAGCUCAAGGCCCAGAUUGCCGAUACCGAGGGCCUUCUGAAGUCCCAGCAAGAGCAGCUCGCCCAGCUCAAGCAAGUCAUGGAGGCCAUGAGUAUCGAGAAGGACGAACAGUCUCCCCCUACCGUUCCAUCAUCGCCAGGAUUUAGCAGGUUUGAUCCGCGGGAUCUUGGUUCUUCGGAUGGCAUGCAGCAUCAUAGCCUAGCCGUGCCGCUCUCUCCCUCUUACCCCACCAGCUUCACGCACUUGCUGCAGCCUGUUCUCCGUACCGAUCUGGCUGCGUACGGCGAUUUCAAGGACCUCGUUCGGACUUCCAAGAGGCUGUCUGCCCAGCGCCUCCCCCCCGUGUCUUCCAACCCGGGAUUGACCACCUUCAGCAUUGGCCCAGGCUCGACGUCAUCUCACAUUACAACCGGAAACGGGUCCAAUUCCUCCCUGUCUGCGGCUGGGUCUCCGCCCGCGACCUCGCCGCAGACACCAAAUACGCCCGCAUCGUCUAUCAGCGGUGUUUCGUCGGUGCCCGCCGCGCCCAUAUUUCCUCAUCUGAAGGAGACUAGGUUCUACAAGAGGGUGCUCACCGAGGACAUUGAGCCAACGCUUCGGCUUGACACGGCUCCGGGACUUUCCUGGCUAGCUCGGCGUGGCGUGAUCACGGCCAUGUCCGAAGGAACACUCGUUGUAGAGCCCAACCCCUCGACCGCGACGGGCAGGUUUGGCAGGAUCAUCAAACCGGAGUUGUAUCCAUGCUCCUUGUGCGGGGAAUCGAGGAAAGACGAAGAGUACCUCCGCACCCACCGGUUUCGUACCAGCGAGUCGGACUCGUCACAGAGCGGCUAUCCACUCUGCAGGUACUGCCUCCUCCGCGUCCGGUCAACGUGUGACUUCCUUGGCUUUCUCCGCAUCGUCAAGGACGGCCAUUGGCGGGCGGACGACGAAGACGCCGAGAAGGCUGCGUGGGAAGAGAGCGUUCGCCUGCGAGAGCAAAUGUUCUGGAGUCGAAUCGGCGGUGGCGUUCUGCCUACGAGUCAGGUUCACCCAUCAAGCUGCAGCGCCACCCCCAGUCUUCGCGGAGAUAGAAGCCCGCGGCAGAGCCACGACCGCGUCGACAAAGCCGCGCCGUCUUUGGGGCCGGUAGGCCAGCCUCAGUUGGAUAUUGCGACUGUCAUUGAGGAAGCGGCCCUAACGGACACUCAAGAACCAAAGCAGGCCACUGCCAAAGAAACGGCUGAUGCCGAUGGCGGCGCGGCUGUGGCCGAAGAAGUCGUGCCGUUGAGUGCUCGCAACUCGACACAGUCACUAGUUCCCGGACCUGAAUCUAGCGCCGAGGGAGCUGAGGUGAAGCGGCUGUCGUUGACGAUUCCUCUAUCUUCCGGUGCUUGA